ACCUGGUCGACUGACCCGCAGAAGAGUGGGUGAAACUGAUGGUUAGACAAGUUAAGUAAGGACGAGGUUUCGGGAGCAAAAAAGGAUAUAAGUAUCAUGGAUCCUCAAGACCGUCCCGGAAGUAUAGUCCCCAACGCUCACGCACCCUUUAAUCAAUUACCUCGACUGCACACUUUCUGCCGAUUCUCUCCUCCCCCAAAGCUUAUUUCAGACUUACGUCCACCUCGAUUCUUUCCGGCAUCGACAUCUAAAUCACAUAGAAAGCUUCACAAUGGACCACAACAUCACAGCAACCAAGUCGGGAGCCGGCGGCAACAAGCUGGAUCAAUCACCCACGCCCACUCUAGCCGACUACCAGGCGCAAUGGGCCAAGAUUCACAAUGACACCAUCCGCCAGAUCAAGCAGGCCCAAGAGGAAGAAAGAAACGCACGCGCUACGAAUCGAGCACACUCUUCUCCCUCCAAAUAGCACCACCAUAACUAUGUGGGCUGUCAGCGAUCUGCUAGCGGUUUCCCCGUGCUUUCUUUCUUUUCUUCUUGGAAACUUUCUGACUAUACGUGUUUUAUUGAGCCUCUUCUGUUAGAUUUAGCGAUUGUUGCUCCGGAUAUACCAUUCCCCCUCUUUUCUUUUUUAUUUUUAGUCAGAUCUUAGAAUCUUUGGGUUGUUCUAUGACGUAUCACAUUUGAGGCGCAGGAUUUUUUCUUCGAACUUAAACCUAUCUUCAAUACCCUACAUGUUCAUUCAACGGUCGCUCUGUAGGUAGUGGG
Messenger RNA from Aspergillus japonicus CBS 114.51, 768 nucleotides. RefSeq lists its product as uncharacterized. The transcript is spliced from 2 exons. The record is from RefSeq and is a predicted model, not a curated record. NCBI's taxonomy places the organism in Eukaryota, Fungi, Ascomycota, Eurotiomycetes, Eurotiales, Aspergillaceae. Bases 272 to 469 code for a protein of 65 amino acids.